Acaulospora colombiana is the source of this 1437-nucleotide messenger RNA. The record is from the annotation of a GenBank genome assembly. Lineage: Eukaryota; Fungi; Glomeromycota; Glomeromycetes; Diversisporales; Acaulosporaceae.
CUAAGGGACUUAUUCCAGCAAGCUUUGGAGAAUUCUCCGUCGAUUAUCUUUAUUGACGAGGUAGACGCGCUAUGUCCAAAACGUGACGAGGUCGGUAAUGAACUGGGAAAACGCGUCGUCGCAACCCUUCUCACGUUGAUGGAUGGAAUCACUAAUAAAAACAGCGGAUCACAAGAUCGCGUUGUGGUCAUUGGGGCAACCAAUCGACCGAAUGCAUUAGACGAAGCUUUGAGAAGACCUGGAAGAUUCGAUCGGGAAAUAGAAAUUGGCAAGUUGACAAGUGUGCCGCAUGCUCUUUCAUCCGAGGAAAUUCAUGAAUUAGCGGCUAAGUCGCAUGGUUAUGUCGGUGCCGAUUUGGCGGCAGUUUGUCGAGAGGCAGGAUUAAAGGCAAUCAAGAGGGGUGUUAAGGAAAAACGCAAUCAAGAUAUCAAAAUUACCAUAAAUGAUAUGAACGAUGCGAUGGGAGAAAUUAGGCCUAGCGCCAUGAGGGAGAUCCUUCUUGAAGUUCCUAAAGUUUAUUGGUCAGACAUAGGCGGUCAACAAGAAAUAAAGCAAAAAUUGAAGGAAUCAAUUGAAUGGCCCUUGAAGCAUCCCGAAAAAUUUUCCAGGCUCGGGAUACGGCCGCCCAAAGGAAUCCUACUAUACGGACCCCCGGGUUGCAGCAAAACUUUGAUGGCCAAAGCUCUUUCCACCGAAGCCGGAUUAAAUUUCAUCGCCGUUAAAGGUCCGGAGCUUUUCAGUAAAUGGGUCGGCGAAUCGGAGAAAGCGGUUCGCGAAGUAUUCCGCAAAGCACGCGCUGCUUCUCCAUCAAUUGAUGAAAUAGAUGCCCUUACCGUUAAACGCGGAGUUGGUGGCGAAGGUGGAACAUCGGUGGUGGAACGCGUUUUAUCACAACUGUUGAACGAGUUGGAUGGAAUCGAACCAUUGGUGAACGACGAUGCCUUGAUGAGGCCUGGUCGCAUUGACAGAAUAUUAUACGUGGGCCCGCCGGAUCUGAUGUCCAGGAGGGAAAUAUUUAAAAUUCAAUUGAAGAAAAUGUCAUGCGGACAGGAUGUUGACGUCGAAGAGUUAGCUUCCCUGACCGGGGGAUAUUCUGGCGCUGAAAUAAUAGCGGUAUGUCAAGAAGCUGCCUUAUGUGCAAUGGAAGAAGAUCUUGAUGCAAAAGAGUAUGCUUCGCUUGCAGCAUUCUUGUUAGACAAUGGCCAACCGUACAAGACCGCUCACGCCGCUAGCAUGUGUGAAUUCCUAAUAGAAUUAUACUUUUUCCCCUCCCUGAAAAAUUCUAGAUUCAUAUACUACUUAGGUAUCGUGAUAUUGGUGAUAGGUCAGGUUGCCAGGAGUUUGGCUAUGUGGCACGCGAAGCACAAUUUUACCCACCAGAUUGCAGUCUAUAAACGUGAAGAACAUGUGCUUGUGAAAACUGGCAUUUAUGCGUGA